Molecule: messenger RNA, 862 nt
Organism: Aspergillus heteromorphus CBS 117.55
Lineage: Eukaryota; Fungi; Ascomycota; Eurotiomycetes; Eurotiales; Aspergillaceae
Product: DUF3632 domain-containing protein
Exons: 3
Source: RefSeq, a predicted model, not a curated record
UUUUUAAACAAGAAGCAUGCCAUUUCGGUGUAGUAUUUCCUUCAACUAUAAUGGUUUUCUUUCCGUGUGAUUGAUUUCAACAUGCCUUCACAUCAGGAUAAAGCGGCUUCCAUUGAUUCAGAAGACUCCCUCGAUGAGAGAGAGCUACACGACUACUAGUAUCCUCCAAGACUGUCUCCGCGAGUCACCGUCACCCAUCACCCCGGCCACGGCCGCCCAGCAUAUCAGCCAACGCCUACUACGCAACGAAAAGGACCUUUCGAAUGCAGAGAACAAUAGCGCAGAGGGCUAUCUCUGGCAAUUAUGGCGCGAUUUCUUCAACGCAGCCGAACAAACGCCCCACGAUCACCCCGGUCAGGACAGACUGGUCCAGGUGAUAGUCGAGCUACAAAAGCUUCCGUCCCGAAGGGUUAGUGUCUGGAACCUGCGAGAUUAUGUUCUCUGGGAAGAACUGCCCAUUCUGGGUCCGAGUCUGCGCGAGGCUUGGAACGCAGGACCGCGAGCUCUUCCCGGGGAAAUCGAAGAAGCAGACGCUAUAGGGUGGCGCCGCCUGAAUUCAUUCACUGCUCGCCUCGUAAACGCAGGAAUUCUCACCAACACAUUACUCGGUUUUUGGUCCAUCCGGGACGCCUUGGAAGAGACGGGCCUUAGCAGGUCUGGUCGAGAAUGCAGUGUAGCUGCGGCAGCGGAGUGGGUUGUGCAUACUCAACGUUUCUUUCUUGAGGAUAUUGCCCGGAUGGAGGCCACGGGUGAAGAAGAUCGGCGUAUGGCGGGCGGGGCAUUGUAUGACGGGCCAAAAAGGCUGUCGGGGGAUCGAUGGCGGUUUUGGAAGCGGCGAUUCGAGGAGCUUGGGGGGCAGCUU